AUGAACUAUAAUAAUAAUCUUUUAAAUCAAUCGUUUAUUGAAAACUCGAAUUUAUUUUAUAAUCAUGUUCAAACACCACAAUACAGGGAUUCACCUCUCCACAGCAUUAGAUCUCCACUCGCUGAAAUAACACCAAUUCAUAGUAAUAGUCAAAGAUUUUUAGAUCUACAGCGAUGUGCAUCUCCAAGUAGUAUACCAAAUGUAUAUAUAGACUUCAAUGAACCUAGCCAACCAAGAACAUCAACAACAACUACUUCAACUUCUACAUCAUCAUCAUCUUCUUCUUCUUCUUCAACAUCAUAUACUAAUCCAGAUACCAGCUUCAGAGGGAACCAUCAAUCAAAUUCUCUUCGAUCGACUGUUCAUCCCAACCAAAUAAAAGAUAUUUUAGAGAAACUCACUCAAAUAACUGAUAAAUUAUCCAACUUACAAAAUUUCAUGAUAGGAAAUUCUUUUAGAUCCAACGAAAAAACAAUCAUGAAGAUAUGUAAAGAGAAGCAAAGAAACUCUCCAGGACUAAUAGUACAAGAUAAGUUUAUAAAAAAAACUAUUAAAAAAGAGUGUAACUUAGUAACAAUCGAUGAUAAUGAUCUGACCAUUCAAAUUAAAGAAAUAAAUAAUGGUUUGGGAAAUAGAUUAAGAAAUAUCAACAAGAAUGUUAAAAAUGCAUUUGCUUCAUUGACCAAAGAGAAACAAGAUCUAUUACUAUUUGACUUAGAUAAUGUAGUUCUCAAACUCAAAGAAGAUGGAUAUGAAGAAAAGGGUAAAGAUUCAUGUAUUGAUAUUUUAGAAACCGAUUUUCAAGAGGUAGCAAAAUUUGUCAAAGCAGUCAUUGCCAAAAAUAUUUCAAAUUAUGAAAUAACUUACAUUUUCCAAUUACUAACUAAAAGAAGCACUAGAGAAAAAGACCCAAAAACAAACAAAAAAGAAAUCAUGAAUCAAUAA
Molecule: messenger RNA, 945 nt
Organism: Heterostelium album PN500
Lineage: Eukaryota; Evosea; Eumycetozoa; Acytosteliales; Acytosteliaceae
Exons: 4
Coding region: 1-945 (314 amino acids)
Source: RefSeq, a predicted model, not a curated record